AUGGCAAACAAUGGUGUUCUCCUCCAAGUUCCAUUGCUCACUAAGAGCAACUAUGACAAUUGGAUUGAGAAAGGCUUCAAUGAACCGGAGAAUGAUGGUGGUCUAUCUCAAACUCAAAAGGAUGGUUUGAGAGAUUCAAGGAAGAGAGACAAGAAGGCUCUCUGUCUAAUCUAUCAAGGAUUAGAUGAAGAUACAUUUGAAAAGGUUGCUGGUGCAAGGACAUCCAAAGAAGCAUGGGAGAAGCUUCAGACUUCUUACAAGGGAGCGGAACAAGUUAAGAAGGUACGACUUCAAACUCUAAGAGGAGAAUUUGAAGCAUUACAAAUGAAGGAAGGAGAACUCAUCUCAGAUUACUUCUCAAGAGUCUUGACGGUUACUAAUAACCUAAAGAGAAAUGGUGAGAAGUUAGACGAGGUGAGAAUUAUGGAGAAAGUUCUUAGAUCAUUGGAUUCAAAAUUCGAGCACAUUGUUACCGUGAUUGAAGAGACAAAAGACUUAGAAACUAUGACGAUGGAGCAACUUCUUGGAUCACUACAAGAUUAUGAAGAAAAGAAGAAGAAGAAAGAAGAUAUUGUGGAACAAGUUCUCAAGAUGAGAAUUGAUCAAAAGGAAGAAGCUGGCCGAAAUCAUCCGAGACGUGGUGGUGGUCAUUUCUGA
This is a messenger RNA of Raphanus sativus (radish), 657 nucleotides long. RefSeq lists its product as uncharacterized. The transcript is spliced from 2 exons. NCBI's taxonomy places the organism in Eukaryota, Viridiplantae, Streptophyta, Magnoliopsida, Brassicales, Brassicaceae. The record is from RefSeq and is a predicted model, not a curated record. Bases 1 to 657 code for a protein of 218 amino acids.